Molecule: messenger RNA, 2828 nt
Organism: Durusdinium trenchii
Lineage: Eukaryota; Dinophyceae; Suessiales; Symbiodiniaceae
Source: the annotation of a GenBank genome assembly
GGCUUGCCUUUCGCCUCGCCCUUUCUUUGUUUCUCGUUCCCUCUGAAAGAAGCGGGGGCAUCUGAACAUCGUGAAGAGGAUCAGGGCCAUGGCGCCAGAACCUCCGCCCAGCGAAACCUUGUUUGUGACUGGCCUACCCAUAGAUUGUACCAAUGAGUACGGCAAGGAGAUCUUUGCGCAGUACGGUACGGUGAAGGAAGUCACGACGCUGCCCGUCAGCGCGGGCAAGAACGCCAAGGCUGCCUUUGUCAUAAUGGAGACGGUGGACGACGCCAAGUGGAUCGUGGAGCAUGUGAAUGGCAACGUGCCCCAGAAUUUAACAGACCCGGUGACCGUGGUCUUCGCAACGCCUAGAGCCGACCGGGCGAAAGGCAAGGGCAUGAAGGGAAUGAAAGGAAUGAUGGGCAUGAUGAACAUGAUGAUGAACCCCUGGGGUGGCUGGGGUGGCGGCGGCGGCGGCGGUGGCGGCGGCGGCUGGGGCGGCAAGGGCGGCUACGAACCCUAUAAGACGGCGGGGAUCUUGGGAAUGGUUGUGGAUGGGCGCGAAUUGGUCGCUUGAGGAGGCAAAAUUGGGGCACCAAACUGAACGUCCGUGCUUGUGCAGGGGUGUGGGGGAAUUGAAAUCCGCCCAGUUGGAGACAUGGCCACUGUUUUCGUCCCCAGAUCCAGAGGGCCACCAAGACGUAUUGGGAAUUGCUUGUGUACACAUAAGUCUGACAUAUAUCCUCAAAGGACAUGUUCGGGUUAUUUCGGGUUGAAUCCUGGAUACCUCACUUGAAACAGGACCAGAUUUGAAACACGCGGCCGACCAGCCAUCGCUCUUGAUGAGACCUGGUGGUCGUAAGGAUUCCGAGGACCUGGUGGUCGUCGUCCACUCGGUGGCAACGUCGCUUGUUGAUACUCCGGGGAUCUCUGCGGUUCUGGAGCGGUCUCCCCUAAAGCCUAUUGUGAAGACACUGGAUGGUAGAGCUCAUUGCCCAGGCAGUGUGCUUUGUACUUUGUGGGCACCCCACCCCUAUCCCCUUGAAGACCUGAACAUGAACAUGAAGACGUGAUCCGGGCAGCCCGGAUCUUGCCCACCCCGGUCGCGGACCCGAUCGGAGCGAGUUUUGUUGGGUGAGAGACGAGAGCUUGAUGUGAGUCGUGGAUGAACAAGCUAUUUUGUGGGCCGCCUUGUGGCUUGAAAGACAGGUAGAGUGCACGGCUUGUUCAUGAAACCUUGGCUUUAUCGUGCGCACUUGACGAAACUGUUAGUGUUCUGGAGCCUGGAUAUGCAUCGUUCUGGGCACACUCUGUGGUUGGUAUAUCGGCAACAUCCACUUUGCUAAGCUGCUUCACCGAGGUGGUUUUGCACCCCCGGACAGGUUUGUUUAACGAUUCUUGCUCACCAUUGUUUCUCUUUUUUUGUCUGAUUGCUAGCAAUGUUUCGGGCUCACCACUUUCAGACAGCUCAGCUCCCUUUUGCUAGGGAUACUACGACAACCAGGCAUGGAGUACCUGUUCGCAGAGGGUAGUUCUUGGGGUUGGCUAGGGACCUGCAAGGAGAAACUCUUGGUGAGCGCUUGGCUGCUGUUAGAGUUAUUGGAAUCUCCACUUCUACACUAGGAUGGCUAUGAUAGAUAUUGACAAUUAGAUCUUAAUCAGUUUUCUGAAGAAAAACCAUGUGGACGUUGCUGUAAACAAAGCCCUGCUAAGCUUGGUCGUUCACAUGGUCCAGUUGCAGCAUGCAGCUUUCAAUUCUGGGGGCACAUAGGCUCUACGGGUGUUUUUCAUCCAAACACUGGCUCAGUGGGAGCCCGCGAAGCCUCGAGAUGAGGGACUCUUGUCUUCCUCUCCGCAUCCUAUGGAAUUCUCGAUGACCGUAAGUAUGAAUGCAGACAGUUAGAUAUAUACACCAAACACAUCCAAACACCCUGUCUUGGUAGUAGCUCCUCCAAAUCUAUCGGUGAGUUGUCAUUCUGGUGGACAAAUUCCCCGCCACCAAUCGUAGGUACCUGCUUAGUGCCGUGAUACCAAAUUGACGCUUUCUGUGGUCUGCGCAAAGUGACCUGUCCAAAUAGAGUCACCCCUAGGUUUGAGUCAGACCAAGAAAGGUCCGUUUAUGGUUUUCGUCUCCGUGCAAUACAGUACGCGCGACUGAUCGACCCCGCGAGCUGAUCCACCCAGCAUCACGACUCGGUCCCACCAUUUUUGCUCGCUGCGUCGCGCGCCAGUGGGAGAUGGGCAGCAAGGGCAAGGGCAAGGGUCCACCAGGAAAAGGCGCAGGGUGGGUGCACCGUCUCAGGAAGUCGAGGAGUGGGAGAACUAAGGACUGGGCCAAAUGUGAGGGAUUGGUUGGAGGCUGAACUCUUGAGCUAAACUGGAAAAAUAUGGAACAUACUGUUCAACCCUCGAUGCUCGAAUCACAUUGCUUUCGUCCGUUUGGCACUGGAAUUAUUUUGCAGUCUUUUAUAUAGCAUCCAUCCUCGGCGAUUUUCACAGUUUUUUGUCCGGUUUGAUCUGUCCUCCAUCCUCAUACCAACUCGAUCCAUCCUGUAGAGGGUGAUUUUGGAUUGGAUCCUACCCAAAGCGAGCUUUAGCAGUUGAUCAACGGCGGAGGGCCAGAUGGCACCUGGAUUGGUCUCGCCGUUCGGAUUCCAGGUGGCAUGGGCUUUCCGGGCGGCGGCAUGGGCGGCAAAGGCUUCAUGAAAUGAGAUUCGUCUACGCCGCAGAGCUGCUGACCAUCCAAGGCAUCGCCGUCGUGGGUGGCAUCAUGUGACGGGGGACACCGAACGGGAGAAACUUGCGCCGCUUCGUGGCCGCGAGUUACGCGAGUGGUUCGACCCAAA